AUGCGUUACGCCUACGUCUCACUGGCGGUUUUCGUCGUUGGCGCCGCCGCUGCGCCUUCUUACCCCCGUCCCGACGAGGCCGGAGAUGCAUUCAACAGUUUCCCUUUCAUGACUGGUGGACUUUCGUCUAUGGAUGACGACGAUGACGGAAUGGAUAGUGCUAUCCCUGCCGCUAUGGAGGCAAUGAUGGCUGUCGAGUCCGCCAAGGCUUACGGGGUGGAACAGGCUUCUGCUGCAAAGCCGAGCCAUGCAGUUGUGCAAUCUGCUACGCACAAGAUGAUGCAGAAGCCCGAUGUGGUCAGUGACGCUGAGAUCCCCGAGGCUCCUGUCAAUUAUAAUGCUCCGGUGGAGAUGUCCAAGCCCACCGAGGCUCCUGAGCCUACUGAGGAUCCCGAGCCUAUCGAGGAACCCAAGCCUACCGAAAAGCCGAAGCCUGUGGUGAAGCCAGAGGCAUCUGAGACCCCCAAGCCAGCUGAUAAGCCAGCUCCACCCGCUGAUGAUCCGGACAUGCCGGAUCUGGAUAUGCCUGGAUUUGACUCAAUGCCUUCCGAAACACCUAAGCCUUCUGAGAAGCCAAAGCCGACUGAAAAGCCCAAGCCUACCGAGAAGCCUCAGCCCACCGAGGAGCCUAAGCCCACCGAGGAGGCCAAAGUCACCGAGGAGCCUAAGCCUACUGAAAAGCCCAAGCCCACCGAGGAGCCCAAGCCUAUUGAAGAGCCUAAGCCCACCGAGGAGCCUAAGCCUACUGAAAAGCCCAAGCCCACCGAGGAGCCCAAGCCUAUUGAAGAGCCUAAGCCCACCGAGGAGUCUAAGCCUACCGAAAAGCCCAAGCCCGCCGAGGAGCCUAAGCCGACUCAAAAGCCUAAGCUCACCGAGAAGCCUUCGCCUCUGGUGAAGCCUACGCCUGUUGUGCAGCCCAAGCCCACCGAGAAGUCAACUACGAAACCUGCCGUGAAGCCAACGGUUCCACCCACCCCCAAGCCCGUUGAUGUGCCUGAUUCUAUGGUCGAUGAUCUCUCUAUGCCGGAUUUGACCAUGUCUGACCUUGACGAUAUGCCUCCCGUGGAGUCAUCGGCAAAGUCCAAGCCUACCUCUGCUUCGAAGAACAUCCCUGCCCCAUCUGAGGACCUAGAGGAUGAUGAUGGCCAGAAUGAGUACCUCCCCCUCGAAAACGUAGUUCCCCCGAUGCCGAAGCCUGUGGCUCCUUCGCCCACCUCGCAUGUCGUGGUUGUCGCUCCUUCGUCUACAUCGCAUGCCGUGGUUGCCAAGCCUAAGCCCACGCACAGCUCUUCUACUCCUCUGAUUCAGAAGACCUCGUCCUCGAGCUCUUCCAGCUCUUCCAGCUCUUCCAGCUCCUCCGCUUAUGCCACUUCGAAGCCCUCGUUCUCGAGCUCUUCCAGCUCUUCCAGCUCCUCCGCUUAUGCCACUCCGAAGCCCUCGUCCCCGAGCUCUUUCAGCUCCAUGGUCAAGCCAACUCCUAUGGCUCCCUCGUACCAGGCCCCUACGAGCAAGGCGAGCAAGCCUACUUCCACUCCCCUGAUUCCUAGCCGCCACUCCACCACCCCUUCUGCUACGCCCUCUAGCUCGGGCACGCCUUCCAGCUCGGCAAAGCCUUCCAGCUCCACCCCUGCAUCAAAGCCAAAAGCUGGUGGUCUUGGAAGCCUUGGCGGCCUUCUCGGUGGUCUGCCCCUUGUUGGUGGCCUUGCUGGUGUUAUUCCCGGUCUGUAG
Messenger RNA from Penicillium longicatenatum, 1728 nucleotides. RefSeq lists its product as uncharacterized. Bases 1 to 1728 code for a protein of 575 amino acids. The transcript has a single exon. The record is from RefSeq and is a predicted model, not a curated record. NCBI's taxonomy places the organism in Eukaryota, Fungi, Ascomycota, Eurotiomycetes, Eurotiales, Aspergillaceae.